Molecule: messenger RNA, 4681 nt
Organism: Siniperca chuatsi (mandarin fish)
Lineage: Eukaryota; Metazoa; Chordata; Actinopteri; Centrarchiformes; Sinipercidae
Gene: mynn
Product: myoneurin
Exons: 10
Coding region: 578-2743 (721 amino acids)
Biological process (GO): regulation of transcription by RNA polymerase II
Cellular component (GO): nucleus
Molecular function (GO): protein binding; DNA-binding transcription factor activity, RNA polymerase II-specific; RNA polymerase II cis-regulatory region sequence-specific DNA binding
Source: RefSeq, a predicted model, not a curated record
AUUUACUUUGCGCUGGAUUAAAGUAGUGCAUUUACGCUAACAAUUUACUAUAACUGACGACGUGUUUGCACAGAGUGUUGUCGAAAUAAGCGUUUCUAACAUUUUGUGCCAACUUAAGCCGACACCGCCGGUACAUACCGUCAAACCUUCGAAAUAAGAGCACAAUGUUUUCCGCGCUUUUUACCACUACAAAAACAGUUAGCUUUAGCUUCAUAAAGUAUCCACUCUGGUGAAACUCUUAAGAACUAAUAUCGCUCCGAGUUGGCUUGUGCAGUACGCAAAGUAUUCAUAAAUCUAUGUGAAACGACUAACCGCCAGCAGAAGUCAUUGUAACCUAUCUACGACACUGCUGUUAGCAUUAGCAUGGACGUAAGGCCUGCUCAGGAAGCAGGCGGGAGCUUUUAUUUUCCAAAACUGCUUCAUCUCACCUGUCAAGGCUGCUGAUUCAGAGAAUUAUAUCUGUUGAUAAAUGUUUAUAUUGAUGAGAAAUCUACAAUCUAACCUUAAGUUAAAGAGGAGGUGAAGCAGACACACUACUGGGAGUAACUCUGACAUUGGAUUUUCACCAGCAGCAGAGAUGGCUCAUGUCACCAAUCAUGGGAAGCUGCUCUUGCAGCGCUUACAUCAGCAGCGGGAGAUGGACUUUUUGUGUGACGUAACCAUAAUGGUGAGAGACGUGGAGUUCAGAGCCCACCGCAACAUCCUGGCUGCGUUCAGCAAGUACUUCUCCUCCCAGGCUGAAAAGGGUCAAGAGGUCACGACCUUGGACCCUGAUAAGGUCAGCCGGUACGCUCUGGAGAAGCUUUUGGAGUUUAUCUACACUGGACAGAUGAACGUCAGCAGUACCAGACAGGCAGCUGUGCGUCGGGCGGCUGUGUUCCUGGGAAUGUCUGAGGCCACAAAGUAUCUGGAGGAAAUCCCUCACUGGUCCGAGCCGAGCGAAACGUCCCAGUCGGAGGCGGAUAAAGAAGCCGGUCUCUCUCCUCCCAGUCCGGCCUCUCCUGGCAGCCCCAGCUCACCAGUUCCCCUGUCUAUCGUUUCCGUUUCUGGGGAGUGGCAGGAGGAGGGGAAGGAAGGCAAGGAGCAGGGUGAUGAGGCCAAAGGUUUAGAUGAGGAAGAGGGAGACAAAAGCGACGAAGAGUACACCCCCACUACUCCAAAGAGUGUUGGAAGAGGACAGGGAAGGAAGAGAGGCAGAAGGCCGAAGAGUUUCAGUGGCGAGCAGAUGGAGCCGAGCGGCUCGGCUGACGGCACCCCCAAAACCCAGGGCAGCAGGGGGAGGGGGAGAGGCAGGGGGAGAGGCAGGGGGAGGGGGAGAGGGAGAGGUGGUGGGAUGGGUGAAGUUCUGGAAGAUUCUGACACGAGUGUGAAGGACUUCGGGGACACCUCUGCAGACUGGAGCCCCUCGCUGGAGGACGACACUCCGGCCAAGAAACCUCGACUGAGCGGCGGAGAGGGACGGAGGGGACGAGGCCGGGGGAGAGGCAGAGGGAGAGGCAGGGGGCGAGGCAGGAGGAGGGCCGAGGAGGAAGGAGAGGAGAGCAACUGGGCGGGGACAGAUGAUGACCUGGUGGAGGAAGAGGAGGGUGAGGUUGGGGAACAGGAUCCGUCAGAAAUGAACGAGCUGUCGCUGUCGUGCACCGAGUGCAACAAACUGUUUAAAGAUGCCAGCAGCCUGCACAGACACGAGAAGAUCCACAAGGGGCUGAAGCCAUUUGUCUGCAUCUUCUGCUCUAAAAACUUCAGACAAGCUACCCAGCUGAAAACACACCUGCGUAUACACACAGGCGAGAAGCCGUUCAGUUGCUCCGACUGUGACAAGUGUUUUGCUCAGAAGUGUCAGCUGGUUGCUCACCGCCGAAUGCACCACGGAGAGGAGAAGCCUUACACCUGUGAGCGCUGCGGUUUCAAGUUCGCUACCUCGUCCAACUAUAAAAUACACAUCAGACUGCACAGCGGGGAAAAACCGUACGUCUGUGACAUCUGUGGUCAGGCGUUCGCUCAGUCCAGCACGCUGACCUAUCACAAGCGACGACACACCGGAGAGAAACCGUACCAGUGCGAUCUGUGCGGCAUGUCGUUCUCUGUCUCCUCUUCUCUCAUCGCACACGCACGGAAACACACAGGCGAGACUCCGUACAAAUGUUCACAAACGCAGUGUGACGCGAGUUUUGUGACGUCUUCCGAACUGAAGAAACACAUGCGACGACUUCACCCGGAGGGGAACACCGGUGUGCAGUGUCUGCUGUGCGGAAACAGGUUCGCCAGCGUGAAGAACAUGAUCAAACACCAGGAGAAGGCUCACGCUGACGAAGUGCGACAACACAAGGAGAGAGCCAGAGCAGUAGUCCUCCUGGCUUCCAGUCAUCCUGUGGCCUUUGUCCAGAGCAAACUCUCACAGGAAAACAAAGGUAUGGUUUCCAUCCCCGAAGGCGAGCCACCCAACCCCGAACCAGCCACCCCCAACCCCAAAGCCACGGCGCCAUCCACAGCCGCCGCCACUGCUGACACCGCUACCACCGAAAGCAUCAUCCACGACUUUAAGGCGGAGCCCGCUCAACCCCCCGUCGCCACCACCGACCAGGUGACCUUCGAACCCGACCAGGAGCAGACCAUCAACUCGGACACCCUCCACGCUCUGGUGGAGCAGCUGCGGCCGCCGCCCUCGCCCGCCCCGAGCCUGGAGCAGAUCGUCAUCAUCAGGACGGUGGACAACGCCGAACACAACCCUCCUCAGCAGUGAGGCCCGAGCCGCACCGGUGUCGCUCUGGUGGAACAUUUUCACCUUUUAACAUACAAACCACAGUCGGCACUCACAUUCAGGCUUAUAGCCCCAUAAAGUAGACUUUAAUGGACAUUUGGUCGUCUGUAAGUGAAAGAUAAUUCUGUUAUACUACAAUUCGGGUCUUAAUUUCAUAGUUUUAUCCAUUAUUUAUCUCAUUAAUAAUAACAUUGUACUAACUACGUUAAUAGCUGAGAUCAAUCCAGUCAGAUGAUGAGACGAGCUGUAAACAAGCCAACGAACCUCCAGGUCAGACAAACUUAUUUGGAAGAGAAAACGAAGGUGAAAGUUAAAAUUAUCAACCAAAGUUUCCGUUGAAAACAUCCGUCACUGAUUCAGCUUUGACCUACCAUAGUUGUGUGCACAGUUUUCCGUUGCAACGAGGGAUUAAUACCAACAUUUCAUGUGCACUCGCUUUCAGUUUGACCUCCAAAUAAAGUUGGAGGAUAAACUAUUGGUUUGUUUACAAGCUGUCUGAUUGUGUGGCUGCUCGUGUUUUUUUUUGCCUCGUCAAACUUAAUUAAAGUGAUGUUUCUGUUAUUUUGAGUUAGUAGAAUGUUAUUACUCGUAGAAAAUAUCGUGUUAAAAAACAAAAAAAACUCGAACGAUCCUUUAACUGAUUUCCUGUCUCCUGUUCACUUGAGUCAUGGCUGCCUGUGACAACAACGCAAGAGGGAAAGCGGGCUCGCAAAUUUAAACAGAAAGGAUUUGGAGUUGUUGUUCCCAAGCAGAGAACAAGAUGGAAAGCGAGUUUGGGAAACCAGAAAUAUCAGAAGCUGAACAUAUUUAACCCUUUUCCACUGCAGGAAUUAAAAAUUUUACUUCCUCAGCCGUAGUUCCCGGCCCCUCAGGUUGUACUUUUUCGAUGGCCCAGGAGCUUUCGGGGUGGAGUUUGCUGUAGGAAGUGAUUCUCGUCGGCCAAACACACAUUUCGAGGCCGCUACAACCUGCGUGCAGAAUUCCCUCUGCGGAUUUCUCUUGCAGCAUCCAUUCAAACAUCAGAGUUGUGUCAACAGUGAGGUAGAUAAACAGCAGUCGUUGGCUUGUCGUGUCUGACGUUGGUCUAAGUUACUAAAUCUUCAUUAGGGACGCACUGAUCGAGCGCACUGGUGCCAAUACUGACACUAAUGAGAGGAUCGGGUGUCUGCCAGACGUGACGGAUCCACUUUAAAUACAGAUUCUUGUCAAUGUCUUAAAAUCUGCUGUUUCGGCUGUCAGUUAUAUACAUUUAUGGUGGGCUGCAGACUAAACGUUUUAGCGCUACAGCAUCCCCGGUGCAUAAAAUUGUCAGCAGUCAUACUCAAACAGCAAUCUCACAGCAGGAACUUUUUUUUUUUUUUUUUGUCCCGCUGCUGAUGUGAGGUUAGGUAUUGACUAACAACAUGAAUAAUCAAUGUGAACAAAGGUUUAUCGCACCUGAAUGUUGACGUAAAAAGUGGAAUGGGACAGCCAGUACAACUCUUGCAUUGUAUGAAUAGAUAAUGAGCCUCGUUAUCACCAUGAGAUAUGAUUUAAUUUAUCAAACAUGUUUCACAGUGUUUGACAUGUGAUGGUGGCUUUAUUAAUGUGAACAACAUAACCCUGUAAAUGCAAACUAAGGAUUUAGUUCCAGUGUAAUAUAGUUUGUUUUAUUUUUUAAAGCAGCUGUUUAAGGUCUUAGCAUUAAUGUCUGUGCUUCAAGUUCGAAAACUACAUCACAUACAGUAUUUUUAUCAACUUGAAAGUCGCUGUUUUUUUUGUUUGUUUGUUUCAUGCUUCUUCUUUUUUUUGUCUUUCUUUAUUUUUUACUUUGGAAAAAAAACUUCUGCAUUAUUUGUACAGAAAUGUGAAUUACAUAUACAAGUUCACGACUGUAUAAAAACUGUACAACGGGAAAAUAAAAUUAAAGACAAAAAGGGA